AUGCACAGAACAACUUCUCAUACUAUUCACACAAUCACCAAAUGAUCGAGAAGGUGCAACGGCAAAUUCUUGUGACACCGGCCAUGCAAAUGGAGCCUGAAUGCUUUCAGAUAAAUAUGCUCAAUCACCCCACUUGUAUAGACAACAAAGAAAAUAGUAUACUUCUUUCCAUUGUUAAUUUGUUAUGGAAAGCGAUAAAAACAGUGGUACUAGUAGCUUUAAAAUGCCUCUUCAUUACCCAAGGUACACCAAGGAGGACUACCAGGACAUGCCCGAGUGGAAGCUUGACAGCAUACUUUCUGAAUAUGGCUUGUCUACACAUGGAGAUUUGGCUUACAAGAGACAAUUCGCAAUGGGUGCAUUUCUCUGGCCCCAAACUUUUCGCCACACUCCAAUCCACAAGUCUCUUAGCAGCUAGCUAGCUACUUCCACUCAACAAUCAAAUUUUACUGAGAUGUAUUUUGUCUAAAAGUUAUGGGUUAACUAUUAUGGCAAAUAUUUUAUACAUAUGGGUUCGGUGUCAUUUGCAGUUGAGCUGAUGGUCAAUUUGAUCGACCUAGUCGUUUUCAAAAAAGGGAUUUGCUAGUUGAAGCUUUGUCAGAAUUUUCCUCUCCGGCUGAGUCAAAAAAACAAAUUGGUAUCUAAGCACUAAGUAAAGUCGUUUACUUGACUAAACAAUGCAAAUUGUUCAUAAAAUUGUAACUUUCAGGUAGUUAAGAAUGAUAAAGAUUCAGUUGUGA
Mangifera indica (mango) is the source of this 740-nucleotide messenger RNA. RefSeq lists its product as uncharacterized. Bases 185 to 418 code for a protein of 77 amino acids. Lineage: Eukaryota; Viridiplantae; Streptophyta; Magnoliopsida; Sapindales; Anacardiaceae. The transcript has a single exon. The record is from RefSeq and is a predicted model, not a curated record.